UUAAUAAUGGAAGAUUCUGAUAAUUCAAUAUUAGAGGUUGCUAAACAUUCUGAUCAUAAUACACAAACUAGUAAAACUCAAAAAAAAAGAGGCCGUCCAAAAAAUAUACUUUGGGAUAAUUAUUUUAAAGAAAUUAAUCUGCAUAAAGAUGGUCACAAAAGUUGGGAAUGUCUAUAUUGUAAAGAACAAAACCUACGUGCAUCUGAUAUAAACAUGAACACACAUUUGGUUUUAAAUUCAGCAUUAGAUAUUAUUACUGGUGUACAACCACAAAUUAAUAAUAAAUUUCAAAUUAUAAAUAUAAUGGAUCCCAGACAAGAAGAAUUAU
Dentiscutata heterogama is the source of this 328-nucleotide messenger RNA. The record is from the annotation of a GenBank genome assembly. Lineage: Eukaryota; Fungi; Glomeromycota; Glomeromycetes; Diversisporales; Gigasporaceae.